AUGGCACCUAUCCCUCGCCUGGCUGCAAAGCCCUUGUCCAUCAUCACAGGAGCACUCUUCACCGCCUUCUCCGCACCCAGCAGCACACCCCCAACAAACGGCGCCAAUGCCACCCUUCCCGACACUCAGUACAUUGGAUCAGCAUCCUUCCUCAACCUCACUCUCCUUCAUACCCCUCCUCUAUCAUCCUCAUCAUCCUCUAACUCUUCCUCCUCCUCCUCCUCAUCAUCAUCACCAAUCUCAUCUCUUGUCUACUACCACUCAAACAACAACACCUACACUGGCUGCAACCAGAUGCCCUUCUCCUCAACAGAUAACGUCGUCCUCAUGAACCCCCUCCAAUUCGGCAACGCCUCGUCCUCCAACUCUACAUGCGGUAACUGGAUCCAGGUCCAGAAUCGUCAAAACACCGACCUCUCGACCUACGCACAGAUCGUCGGUAUCUGCGACGACUGUGAAUACGGAUCCAUGGAUCUCUCGCUCGGUGCCUUGAACGACUUGGCGCCCGACCUGGACUUUGAAGACAUGACUUUCAGUAACAGCUCUGAUAUCACCAUCUCAGACCUGACCGAUUCCGAUUCAACGUACUCUUCCUCCACAACUACCAUCUCUUCCGACAACCUACUCGACAUUACCUGGUCCCUCUCUGACGCCCCCGAACCUCGCAACAACCCCGCUCCUACCUCCACAACAACAUCAACAACCACAUCCCCUACUACGACUGCUACACCAACUCCAACGCCGUCAUCAACGCCGCCACCAGCAGAACAGUUCUCCGGCCGCGGAACAUGGUACUCAGAUACCCACGGCCAAUGCGAGCACAACUACUCCCAGUCAGAUCUCAUUGUCGCUGUCAACCAGGACCAGAUGGGCACCGGCAAGGACAUGUGCGGCAAGAAGAUCCUCAUGACCAUGAAGGGAUCCAACGUGCAGGUCAUCGCAACCGUCGUCGACAUGUGCCCCAAGGCCUACUGCAAAUUCGGCGAUCUCGAUCUCUCCCAAGCCGCCUUCAAGAAGUUUGCCGGUCUCGGUGUCGGCGAGUUGACACUCCAGUGGAGCUGGCUCUAA
Linnemannia hyalina is the source of this 1068-nucleotide messenger RNA. Lineage: Eukaryota; Fungi; Mortierellomycota; Mortierellomycetes; Mortierellales; Mortierellaceae. The record is from the annotation of a GenBank genome assembly.